AUGUCGCUCGCUCAGCAGAAGCGCGACUUCAUGGACUUUAUGGGCUACAUGCCCUCCAUCCGGUCGAUGGUGAGCAAGGAGGAGCGGCGCCUGCUUCUCAACGUUGACGAUCUGCGCUCCUUCAACCGCGACCUCGCCCUCGCGCUGAUGCGCUCUCCCGCCGAGUACCUCCCCGCCUUCGAGGAGGCGCUGCGCGAGAUUGUCACCAACCACGACCCCUCCUUUGCGAAGCAGGGCGCCGCCAACGAGUUCCGCAUCGGCGUCGUCGGCUCAUUCGGAGCGCACCACGUCUCGCCGCGCCAGCUCGGCUCUGCGCUGCUCAACUCGGUGGUGCGCGUGGAGGGCAUCGUGACCAAGUGCUCGCUCGUGCGGCCCAAGGUGGUCAUGUCGAAGCACUGGUGCCCCACCACCAAGCAGUUCACCACCAAGCAGUACCGCGACCUCACCUCCCUCACCGGCGCCGCGACUGGCUCCGCCUACCCGACAAAGGACUCGGACGGCAACCUGCUCGAGACCGAGUACGGACUCUGCGAGUACAUGGACUGCCAGACGGUCAUCCUCGAGGCGGACCUGGUCGACUCGACCAAGCCGGGCGACCGGCUGCACAUCACGGGCAUCCACCGCGCCCUCCCGUCCAAGGCCAACCAGAGCGGCACCUUCAAGACGCUCGUCCUCGGGAACCACCACCUGGGCUCGGCCCAGUUCACCGAGGAGGACGUGCGCCACAUCAAGGAGGUCUCGCGCCGCCCCGACGCCCUCCCCCUCCUCGCCGAGUCGGUCGCGCCCUCCGUGUUCGGGCACGACUUCGAGAAGCGCGCGCUGCUGCUGAUGCUGCUCGGCGGCACCGAGCGCAACCUGGCGAACGGCACGCACUUGCGCGGCGACAUCAACAUCCUGAUGCUCGGCGACCCAUCCACCGCCAAGUCGCAGCUUCUGCGCGCGGUGAUGCGCACCGCGCCCCUCGCCAUCUCGACCACCGGCCGCGGCUCUUCCGGCGUCGGCCUGACCGCCGCGGUGACGUCCGACGAGGAGACGGGCGCCAAGCGGCUCGAGGCGGGGGCGAUGGUGCUCGCCGACCGCGGUGUGUGCUGCGUGGACGAGUUCGACAAGAUGGUCGACGCCGACCGCGUCGCCAUCCACGAGGUGAUGGAGCAGCAGACCGUCACCAUCGCCAAGGCGGGCAUGCACGCGUCGCUCAAUGCGCGCUGCUCGGUCGUCGCGGCUGCAAACCCGGUGUGGGGCUCGUACGACAAGAACCAGAGCGCGAUGGCGAACAUCGGGAUGCCCGACUCGCUCCUCUCGCGUUUCGACCUCCUCUUCAUCAUCCUCGACAAGAAGGAGGAGGCCUCCGACCGGCGGAUCGCCGCGCACGAGGGCGUCACGUCGGACGUCUUCACGCGGCCCGACGCGCGCAAGGCCGACGACGACGAGCGGCAGCGGCUGACGGCCGAGUUCAUCAAAAAGUACAUCCACUACGCCAAGGCCAAGUGCAGCCCGCAGAUGAGCGACGACGCCGCGGCGACCAUCUCGGCGGCGUACGCGGACCUGCGGCAGAAGGUGUCGACGCUGAGCAAGCAAAAGUUCCCCGUCACCGCGCGCACGCUCGAGACGAUGAUUCGCCUCGCGUCGGCGCACGCCAAGGCGCACCUGCGCGGCCUGCGCUCAAAAGAGGCGGUCGGCAAGGGCAUCGCCGACGUGUUUGGCAACGGCGAUGCGGGUGUCGACGAGUGUUCUUUCGAGGAGCUGCUCGCCAAGUGCCGCGAGCACAAGCGCAACCUCACCGUCGCCGCUUUCAGCGCAGCCCUCGAGUACUACGAGACCGAGAACCGCGUAAUGCACCGCGACGGUGUCGUCCACGGCAUCUGA
Molecule: messenger RNA, 1866 nt
Organism: Emiliania huxleyi CCMP1516
Lineage: Eukaryota; Haptophyta; Isochrysidales; Noelaerhabdaceae
Exons: 8
Coding region: 1-1866 (621 amino acids)
Biological process (GO): double-strand break repair via break-induced replication; DNA replication; DNA strand elongation involved in DNA replication
Cellular component (GO): nucleus; MCM complex
Molecular function (GO): single-stranded DNA binding; single-stranded DNA helicase activity; ATP hydrolysis activity
Source: RefSeq, a predicted model, not a curated record